CUGGCUGCGGGAGUCGAGCCGUCGCCGCCGCCGCCGCCGCCAGCGGACGGGGCGGGGAUCCCGGUGCCAGGUCCUCGUCAGCCCGCCCCUGCCUGCUCGCUCGGUCGUCCGGGGCUGGACCCCCCGUCAUGGAGCGGGGCGGGACCUCGGCCGGUGUCGUGUGAGGUGCGUCGCCGCCGCCGGGCCGCCUGCGCCUUUUGAGCCUCUCGAACCCCCGCCGCCGCCCGGAGCCCCCCGCCCUUGGCAGCCUGUCGCCGCCCCCCGGCGGCUCGAAUGCGCGUCGGGUGAAGGUGCAGGCCCGGCGCCUCCGCUGCCGCAGCCGGGAGAUGGUUUGGGCCUAGCGGAGCCGGGACUGGAGGGAAUCUAGAGCAACAGCAAAGCUGAGGUCAAACUGCCAUAAGGAUGGACACCAAGGAAGCUGUGUUUGGGACAAAAAGAAAUCAAGAUAAGAUUGUGUUCUCUUCAUAGCAACAUGAACCGUGAAGACCGGAAUGUGCUGCGUAUGAAAGAACGGGAAAGGCGGAAUCAGGAAAUUCAGCAGGGCGAAGACGCCUUCCCACCUAGCUCUCCUCUCUUUGCUGAGCCAUACAAAGUUACUAGCAAAGAAGAUAAGCUAUCAAGUCGUAUUCAGAGUAUGCUUGGAAACUACGAUGAAAUGAAGGAUUUCAUAGGAGACAGAUCUAUACCAAAGCUUGUUGCAAUUCCUAAGCCUACAGUACCACCGACAGCAGAUGAAAAAUCUAAUCCAAAUUUCUUUGAACAGAGACGUGGUAGCUCUCAUCAGAGUAGCAAAUGGACUCCAGUAGGACCUGCACCCGGUACUUCUCAGUCUCAGAAACGGUCCUCAGGCUUACAGAGUGGACACAGUAGCCAGCGGACCAGUGCAGGCAGCAGUAGUGGCACUAAUAGUAGUGGCCAGAGGCAUGACCGUGACUCAUAUAGUAGUAGUGGGAGCAGUAGCCGGAAAAAAGGCCAGCAUGGAUCAGAACACUCCAAAUCACGCUCUUCCAGCCCUGGAAAACCCCAGGCUGUUUCUUCGUUAAGCUCCAGUCAUUCCAGGUCUCAUGGGAAUGAUCACCAUAGCAAGGAACAUCAGCGUUCCAAAUCACCUCGGGACCCUGAUGCAAAUUGGGAUUCUCCUUCCCGUGUACCUUUUUCAAGUGGACAGCACUCAAAUCAGUCUUUCCCACCUUCAUUGAUGUCAAAGUCCAGUUCAAUGUUACAGAAACCCACUGCCUAUGUGCGGCCCAUGGAUGGACAGGAGUCCAUGGAACCAAAACUGUCCUCUGAGCACUACAGCAGCCAAUCCCAUGGUAACAGCAUGACUGAACUGAAGCCCAGCAGCAAAGCACAUCUCACCAAGUUGAAAAUACCUUCCCAACCAUUGGAUGCAUCUGCUUCUGGUGAUGUGAGCUGUGUGGAUGAAAUUCUUAAAGAGAUGACGCAUUCAUGGCCUCCCCCUCUAACGGCUAUUCAUACACCAUGCAAAACAGAACCUUCCAAAUUUCCUUUUCCAACUAAGGAGUCUCAGCAGUCCAAUUUUGGCCCUGGAGAACAAAAAAGAUAUAAUCCUUCUAAAACUUCAAAUGGACACCAGUCUAAAUCUAUGUUAAAAGAUGACUUAAAACUAAGCAGCAGUGAAGACAGUGAUGGGGAACAGGAUUGUGAUAAGACAAUGCCAAGGAGUACACCAGGAAGUAACUCUGAACCUUCACACCAUAAUAGUGAAGGAGCAGAUAACUCCAGGGAUGACUCUAGCAGCCACAGUGGAUCUGAAAGCAGCUCUGGCUCUGACUCAGAGAGUGAAAGUAGUUCCAGUGACAGUGAGGCAAAUGAGCCAUCGCAGAGUGCAUCUCCUGAGCCUGAACCACCACCAACAAACAAAUGGCAACUUGAUAAUUGGUUGAAUAAAGUGAACCCACAUAAAGUGUCACCAGCUUCUUCUGUGGAUAGUAACAUCCCAUCAUCUCAAGGCUAUAAAAAAGAAGGCCGAGAACAGGGCACUGGGAGUAACUACACUGAUCCAGGAGGACCUAAAGAAACAAGUUCUGCUACUCCUGGACGAGACUCCAAAACUGUUCAAAAGGGAUCAGAAAGUGGUCGUGGGAGGCAGAAGUCUCCUGCACAGAGUGACAGCACAACACAGAGGAGAACUGUAGGCAAAAAACAACCCAAAAAGGCUGAGAAGGCAGCUGCUGAAGAGCCCCGUGGAGGCCUGAAGAUAGAAAGUGAAACCCCCGUAGACAUGGCUACCAGCAUGCCCUCCAGCAGACACAAAGCAGCUACCAAAGGCUCAAGGAAACCCAAUAUAAAAAAAGAGUCCAAAUCUUCCCCUCGACCUUCAGCAGAGAAAAAGAAAUACAAGUCCACAAGUAAAUCUUCCCAGAAAUCAAGGGAAAUCAUAGAAACAGAUACCUCAUCCUCAGAUUCGGAUGAAAGCGAGAGCCUUCCUCCUUCUUCACAAACUCCUAAGUACCCUGAGAGUAAUAGGACUCCCGUUAAACCCUCCCCAGUGGAGGAAGAAGAUAGCUUUUUUCGGCAACGAAUGUUCUCUCCUAUGGAAGAGAAGGAACUUCUUUCACCCCUCAGUGAGCCUGAUGACAGGUAUCCACUUAUUGUGAAGAUUGACCUGAAUCUCUUGACUAGAAUACCAGGAAAGCCUUACAAAGAAACAGAGCCACCCAAGGGGGAAAAGAAAAAUGUGCCAGAAAAGCACACAAAAGAGGCUCAGAAACAAGCCUCAGAAAAAGUUUCCAACAAAGGCAAGAGGAAACAUAAGAAUGAAGACGAUAACCGAGCCAAUGAGAGCAAGAAACCCAAAACGGAGGACAAGAAUUCAGCAGGCCACAAGCCAUCGAGCAACAGAGAGUCAUCUAAGCAGAGUGCUGCAAAAGAAAAGGAUUUGUUGCCUUCUCCUGCUGGGCCUGUUCCUUCAAAAGAUCCCAAAACAGAGCAUGGCUCUCGGAAGAGGACUAUUAGUCAGUCUUCUUCCUUAAAGUCAAGUAAUAACAGCAACAAGGAGAAUAGUGGCAGCAGCAAAAACAGUUCCUCCACAUCAAAGCAGAAGAAGACUGAAGGGAAGACUUCCAGUAGUUCUAAGGAGGUCAAGGACAAGACUCCAAAUAGCUCUUCUAACUGUCCUCCAUCUACACCAACUCCUGAUGCUUCUAAGCCUCGGAGAACAAAGCUUGCCUUUGAUGACAGAAAUUAUUCAGCAGAUCAUUAUUUACAAGAAGCAAAAAAGCUAAAGCACAAUGCAGAUGCAUUGUCUGAUAGGUUUGAGAAAGCUGUAUACUAUCUUGAUGCUGUGGUAUCUUUCAUUGAAUGUGGGAAUGCAUUAGAGAAAAGUGCUCAGGAAUCCAAAUCCCCAUUCCCUAUGUAUUCAGAGACGGUGGAGCUCAUCAAAUACACUAUGAAGCUAAAGAAUUACUUAGCACCAGAUGCUACAGCUGCAGAUAAAAGACUCACAGUACUUUGCCUGCGAUGCCAGUCUUUGUUGUACCUGAGGCUAUUCAAACUGAAGAAGGAAAAUGCUCUGAAGUACUCAAAGACACUGACGGAGCACCUGAAAAAUUCUUACAAUAAUUCUCAAGCACCAUCACCUGGCUUGGGAAGCAAAGCUGUUGGGAUGCCUUCCCCUGUUUCUCCAAAGUUGUCACCAGGCAAUUCAGGAAAUUAUUCUUCUGGGGCCAGUAGUGCUUCAGCAAGUGGUUCUUCAGUGACCAUUCCACAGAAGAUCCACCAGAUGGCAGCCAUCUAUGUUCAGGUUACAUCCAACUUCCUCUAUGCCACCGAAAUUUGGGACCAAGCUGAACAGCUUUCCAAAGAGCAAAAAGAAUUCUUUGCUGAACUGGAUAAAGUAAUGGGCCCUCUCAUCUUUAACGCAAGCAUCAUGACAGACCUAGUUCGUUAUACCCGGCAGGGACUGCACUGGCUUCGCCAAGAUACCAAGUUGAUAUCUUGAACUGAACACAUUCUCGUUGCCUCUGAUUUUCUCCACAACACUGUGUCACAUCACGAAGGAAGACUGCCAUAACGCACCACCUUGUUGACACUAAGAAUGAGGAAUGGUUUUCUCCUCCCUAGUUCAUGUGUUGUUGUUUUUUAUAACCCACAGCCAUCAUGUCACUUGACUCCUUCAAUAUUCCCAACAUGAAAAAUUAUUUAAAUGCUUUUAAAUCUGCAGCACACUGAUAAGAUGGUUUCAGUGAUCUGUAAUAAGAUUGAAAUUCCAGAUGCAAUUCAUAACUAAUCAAUUGAAAUUCUAUUUAUUUCAAGUUUUUUAAGUUCCCAGAUUGGGGCUAGUUUAAAUUUUAGUUAUUUCUGCCUAUAAAUUUACUCUGUUGAAUAUUUAGCAUAAAUUUAAUGUAGGCAUUUUUAUUUAUAUGCUUUGGGAGCUUUGUUACCUAAUAAUGUCUUUUUGUGGUAGCUCUUCUGAGAGUAAGAGUUGGUUCAUCUAAAAUAUGCACAUGUUCUUUCUACAUCUACUACCUGAUAUUAUUUCAAAUCUUAACUACAAUUUUAUUAUUUCAGAAUUUAUACUAAGUAUUAAGGAUAUUCUUCUACACAUGAAAAAUCACUUAAAUGUGAGAAGAUGGCAUUCUAUGUGGAUGUUAAAUGAAAUGUGUCUGAUUUGGUAUGCAUUAUUUCAAGAACUGUGAAUGUGUGUUAAUAACACUAUAGCAAUCACAAGGUGACUAUAACUUGCAUUUAAUGCAUUACAAAAGGGAGCAGGCAAACUGUCUAGGAGAAGCAUAUCAUGUGAAGGGUUUCAUACAAGGACAAUCUUAAACUUUAUGGAUUUUAUUAAAACCAUAUUUUUUUUGUUGCUAAUAUUAAUUUGACACUUAAUUGAAAACAGAGUAAGUUACAGUUGAACAAAGGAUGCUCCAACUCCUGAGGGUUGCUGCCUCUAUCUCUCAUUGAUGAUGUUUGAAGGGUAAAAUCUCUCUUCAGAAUUCUUAUUUUAAAAAUGUUUUUUCCACACUAGGUUGUGAUGUUCUGACAGGAGCAUGCAGGGAUUGAUGUAGGAAUGGGCUGGAGCUUUGGUGUGUGUGCUUUUGCUAUACAACUUACAGUUCUAAUGCCUGAUGUAGAGAUGAUGGAUUUCUCCUUUUAAACUUAUCUUGUAUUUACUCCUCUUGUAUUAUGAAGGCCCUCAUCAAUGAUGUAUGUUUCUGAUGGGAUCAGAAAAUUCACACUAGGAAAGUACCUAACUUGGUUCAGUGUGAGCUCUCUUUGGAAGGUAGAGUAGAGCUUAAGAAGCCAGCUCUUUAAGAGUUGUAUAUCAAAGUACCUUUCCCUGUAAGGUGCAUAUAGGAGUCAAAGGUGAGAAAUUUACCCUCUAUCUUUUGUUUUUAGUGCCCCUAUCAUGUCUGGUGUGCCUUAAAUCUUACCUUUAAAUGAAGACUCUAUUGAUUGUUUACAGAUAAAGUUUUACACUAGGACCAGAUCGUCCAUACGGUUGGUCUUCUAAAGUAAUAAUGUUAAAUUCUCUUUUCUUUUAAAUCUUCUUUUAGGGUCACAUAAGAUUAAUUCUUUCAGAAAAGCUAAUGCUUUGGUACAUGACUUAGUCUAACUUAUUGGGUAAUGCUGCUUCAAAAAAUAGUUUGUCCUUCUCCCCAUUCCCAAAAUGAAUGCAUUCAGUCAGAAAAAAGAAUUGCCCUGCUAUUUAUAGAUGAUUUCUAAGGCUUGAAAUGGGAAAAAAGGGAUGGAAAAUCUCCAAGCCCAAUGGUGCAGUGAAUCCUCUGUGUUUGAGUUUCUUUUACCCUUAUUAUUGAAGCUAGUCAACUUUCAUUGUCCUGUGGCCUCAAAUUCAGAGUUUUUUAACUGUUUUAUACCUCAAGUUGUUUUUCCAUAUGAUUGAAGAUUGAAAUCUACAAAUUAUGUUAAAUUUAACCUUUUUCCCUUGGAGAAAUUGCCUCUGAUAUCUUGCUAACUUAAUCUUAGUGUGUUUUAGGAACAGUUUUCCUUAAGAGGACAACUUCUCAGUGAUCAUGGUAGUUAUUCAGUAAGAAACUUGCCACUGUUAAUCACGUAGAUGUAUGUCCUGUCCUUCUCUGCUUUCUCUGAUUCUGAUUCCUUAAUUUGCAGUCAUGUCUUAGAAAUGGAAAAAGUAUCCUCUGAGCUUUUAGACUUCCAGCAACAGCAGCCAGUGGGGCACCUUUGAGUUCCAGUGUGUUCUAGUCUUUCUUGUGUCCUCAAAGGCAGCAGAAGCGUUUCUGGGGUCACACUGAUAUUGUGUUAAAGCAGAGUUUUCUGCAUGUUUUAUGGUGCUGCUCUAAGAUUCUCUCUCUCUAAAACUGUGUUAAUUGUUGGAGAAUGAAUUUUUCAAGCUUUUCAUUGUGGAGGGUUUUUCCCACUAGGUGGUAAUGGGCAAUGGAUCAAAAUCCUAUCCUUGGGGGCCGGCCCGUGGCUUAGCGGUUAAGUGCGCGCGCUCCGCUGCUGGCGGCCUGGGUUCAGAUCCUGAGCGCGCACCGACGCACCGCUUCCCGGGCCAUGCUGAGGCCGCGUCCCCCAUACAGCAACUAGAAGGAUGUGCAGCUAUGACAUACAACUAUCUACUGGGGCUUUGGAGGGAAAAAAAAAAUCCUAUCCUAAAUAAUUGAAUUUUCAAUGUAAUAGUCUGUGGAAACAUCACUCCCUCUCCCCUGUGUCCGUCUCCUCAGAAGUUCUAUCUGUGUCUUCAUCUGCUCCAGCACAUGUUUUGGACUCCUUUAAAGGUGACCAUUCCUCCUUCCUCAAUAGGUGUCUUCAGUGUUUGUUAACCAUUUAAAACUAAAUUUGACAAGUGGCUAAAAACUUACUUAGUCUAAGACUUGUACUUAAUAUAUAGAAAUUAUAGAUAUAGCAACUAUUUAAAAAAUUACUCUGUUGACUGCUCUUUAAAACCACACUUGUAUGCCAGGAGGCAGCAGGCUACACCAUUGGACUCUACAGGCAACCAACCAACAGAUGUGGUGGAUGAAGUUGUCACAUGGUAGUCUUGCCCAGCCUGGGCUGGGCUAUGGGGAGCACUCCCUUCCAAGUGAUUCAAGCUUCCAUAAUCUAGCCCAGGUCCAGUCUGGCUGGGGAGCAUUCAGCCCAUGUCUUGCCUCAGUGCCACCUUUUUCUGGGCAAGUAGACAAGAACUGACUUUGUAAGCAAUGAGUACUUCAGAUAAAUUUACAGUUGUAGUUGCUGAAGAGUGGAGAACGUUGACCAUCACUAAUUUAAUUCUCCAAUGUAAAAGCAAUCUAGAGUAAUGUGUGCAUGUGCCCACACAUGCCUGUGCUCUGGGGAGCUCUCACAUUGAUGGAUCCAUAGGCAUCUGGGCUGCACUUUGAAUGACACACUUGUGGCUUUAUUAGAUUCACUGUUGUUGUUUUUUUAAUUGUUGUUUGUUUCUUUUCAUUAAAGAAAGGUUUAAUCAGCUAGAUCAGACAGCAUCAUUUUGUAUUUAAUGACAGAAACUUUGGGAAAUUACCCUUAUUGAUUGAGCUUGCAUUGUGAAGCAAGCGCCUACAAAAGACACCUGUUCUAAGUGAAAGUUGUGGCUCUGGAGGCCAGCAGCACUCUGUGGAGUUUCAGAGCAGCCCAUGGUCGCUCCAGUCAGUGAUGCCUAGUUGUGUAGAGGAGAGGUGCUCUGUGCACGCUUCUAGGUGUGAGGGUAUGCAACUUUGGAUUUUAAAAUUAUGUACACAUACACACUUUAUAUAUAUGUAUGUAUGUAUGAAAACAUGAAAUUAGUUUUCAAAAAUGUGUGUGUUUAGUAUUUUAGCUUAGUGCAACUAUUUCCACAUUAUUUAUUAAAUUGAUCUAAGACACUUUCUUGUUGACACCUUGAAUAUUAAUGUUCAAGGGUGCAAUGUGUAUUCCUUUUAGAUUGUUAAAGCUUAAUUACUAUAAUUUGUAGUAAAUUAACUUUUAAAAUAUAUUUGAGCCCUUCUGUAAUAUAAUAGGGCUCUUUCAGGGUGGGAACGAUUUUAAUUUUCCAGUUGCUAAUUGAAUAAAAUGGCCUCAUUAUGUAUUUUGAAUUAUAGGAGUUUGCCUCUGGGCCCCAGGAACAUCUACUGGGAAUGACUCUUUUAGGCAGAUUAUGAUAAUUUUUUUUUAAACCUAAGUAAAUUGGGAAGCAGAGCAUUUCAAAUCCAUAUAGACUCCUAUAACUCAUAUUCCCUAAUUAUGCGAAACAGAUUUCGUUUUAAUUUCAUGUAUCAAUGUGUUGGAGAGGCAGACUUUUUUCCAAUAAUAAAUAAUAUUGCGUAUCUAAGGUUGCUAUUCGGUAAAAUAAAUAGAAGUGAUAAGUAUUGAAUGACUUGGCAUAUGUAGUGACAAGAGGCCAAAUUUUUGUGAGCAAAAUUUCACAUACUCACUAAUGGAGAAAUUCAGUUUAGACCCCUAGACCCUAGAACCAAGCUGGCAGGUGACAAGAAAUACGUUAUUAAUAGGUGGUAAAGCAGAUGCUGAUUCUGUUCAAUUGAACCCUAUGAUUAAUUAAAAAGAACUUACCAUCUCCAGAAAAGCAAAGGGAAAGAAUAUGUAAAUCUCUUCUCUUUGAUGGAAUUUGGUCACAGAAUAAAGCAUUAGGGUUACUUCUAAACCAAGUCUUAUAGAUCUUGAAGCAUCCUAAAAUAGCAGCCUCUAAGUAAUCAUCAUGUGAUAAAGUUGACUUUCAGGAAUGUCAGUAUUGACCUCUCCUUGCCGCCUUUGCUCAGCUAAGCAUAAAUUGCCGUUCUAAAAAGAAACAAACAAAAAAACUCUCUAAAUGAGCAUGGAAAAAAAGCUCCCACCCAGAAAUUCUAGUAAUACUCAGUUUUGAUCUCUUACUGCUUCCAUGUGGGAUUUCUUUUAAGCUUUUAACCACUGGAAUUUUCUACCUGCUAUAUUCCUCUUUGGAAAAUAUCUAUUUGGAAAUGCUGCCUUUCAAAUCAAUGCCAUGAUUAUCCAUACUGUUGAGUUUGUUGUUGCUGUUCAAGAAGUGUCCCCAUUUUACAACUUUAUGCACACACCUGGCACAUCACUGACAUGAGCAUUCAACAGUACUGGGGUUGGGGCGGGGUGGGGCUCACCAACAGAGCUGGCCCAAUUGGCAGUGCCUGAAAAGGCACCACCUUGAGGACCAGAUGUGGGGUUGGUAAGCACAGUUAGGAAAAUUUCUAUCUAGCCUCCGUUUUGAAUGGUUUUAAGAAAUUUUGUAUAUGGAGGAUGGAAAUGCUUAUAUAUUUAUUGAAAAUCCUUUUAUCUUAUUUGAAAUUAAAAUUAUUUGGUGAAUAAUGGUUUCAUAUUUGGGGAGGGUUUUGGAGGGGAGGUAAGGCCGCUGAUCAGUUAAAAGCCUUGUUGAUUCUACAGAAAGGUACUGUUAGUGUCUGAUAGGAUGCCUUUGUUUUGUACAUGAUCCAGAUCUUUGUUUUGCAUUUCUUUUAUCCAAAAUAUUUAGGCAUCUGACAUUUUCAACCAAAAUUUCAAUUAUAUACUGUGAUUUUUAUUUGUUGCAAUACAUUAAAAUUUCAGAGGUACUUUGGGGCUCAAAAGCUGGGAUUUCUAAGUCAGUAUGUGCAUUUCACAUAAUAAAGCUGUUAAUGGUGAGCAAAGUAUUAUAUACUAACUAGAUUUUUCCACAUCUGUAUAGUAUAUUAUAUGUAUUUUGUGGUAUUGAGAUUAUAGAAAGUUUAGAGUGUCAAACAUGCGUUUAAUGUGUAUUUUUAAACAAAUUUAUGGCAAUUAAAAUAUUUGGAGACAAGGGUAUCACAUUUCAAUUUGUAAAGAUCUUUUUAACUCUACUGUGUCAUUAAGAUGCUUUGUAUAAUGCCAAACCAUAGCUGGAGAAACUAAGUUUAAUAAAUAUCAAAUAGAU
This is a messenger RNA of Diceros bicornis minor, 9835 nucleotides long. It is a transcript of the gene AFF4, whose product is annotated as ALF transcription elongation factor 4. The coding region runs from base 473 to 3964 and encodes 1163 amino acids. NCBI's taxonomy places the organism in Eukaryota, Metazoa, Chordata, Mammalia, Perissodactyla, Rhinocerotidae. The record is from RefSeq and is a predicted model, not a curated record. Gene Ontology annotation, cellular component: nucleus; super elongation complex. Gene Ontology annotation, biological process: regulation of gene expression. The transcript has 22 exons.